Branchiostoma floridae (Florida lancelet) is the source of this 3085-nucleotide messenger RNA. RefSeq lists its product as uncharacterized. The coding region runs from base 221 to 3085 and encodes 954 amino acids. Lineage: Eukaryota; Metazoa; Chordata; Leptocardii; Amphioxiformes; Branchiostomatidae. The transcript has 7 exons. Gene Ontology annotation, molecular function: protein binding. The record is from RefSeq and is a predicted model, not a curated record.
CAUCGCGGAAGUGGCGUCCGGAAACUUCGCAGUUGUUUUUGUGCGUUUUUCUCUCACUUUUCAGCCUUAAAUUCUCAGAAAAUGUAGAUCUCUCGCGGUAAAAACAUCAACUAGGUGGUAGAUGUAGUAUUGAUCUACCCUAGUCUGGAGAACAAUGAGGCAGCGAGGCUUGGAAGGUCGAUUUUUCCCCUAACUCAUCGGCCUGUGAAGAGCCAUCCCCAUGGAGUUGGAGGAUGCAGACUUCUCGGACACAGCGCUCCAUGAGGCUGUUCGGUACGGGGAUGUUCCGGGCGUGAAGAAAGCUCUGAAGGGCGGACUGGACCCAAACCAGAUCGGACUGUACCAGUGGAGCCCCCUGCACGAGGCAGCUUCUCUCGGGGAUGCAGAGGUCUUAAAACUCCUGCUGAAGUUCAAAGGUGACCCAAACACAGCAGACUGUCUCCAUGGCUGUACAGCUCUGCACUACGCUGCCAAGGAGGACCAUCCUGAAUGUCUUAAGGCUCUACUGACUGCAGGAGGACAGAUAGACCUGAAGAACCACCAUGGCGAGACAUGUGUGGACCUGGCCGAGGGGGAGUGUCGGAAGAUGCUAGAGGAACACAAGGACAAGCUGCGUGUCAAAGAUCUCCUGGCCAUGUCAACCAGCCAGGCUCGUCAGCACAUCAUUCAGGAACAACAGGAGGAACUGAACUCCAGGAACAGUAACCAUGGUGAUGGCAGAACAGGUGGUUCAGGAGAUUCUGGUAGCCAUGGUGAUGAUAGAACAGGUGGUUCUGAGACAGCUGACAUGGCCUGGGGGGAAAGGCAGGACAGACAGGACAGACCUGUCAGUCUGGAGGAGGAAGCAGUUGGUGGCUCCUUGCUUCUGUCGUUUGAGUACAACUCCAGGAAAGCUGUUCUAAAGGUGCGAGUUUGGGAGCUGCAGGACCUACUUCUUCCACCAGCUGACACAUCUAUGAUAGCUUCCAUACACGUCAGGAGCCUUCUUAUCCCAGACAAGAAAGGUCAAACCAAGAGGAAGACUGAAGACGUCAAAGUUGACCUCGAGGAACAUCAGCCCAAGGUCAAGUACGAGAUCAGGGGCAAGGGGGAGGGCACCAAGGUCACCUUCGUUCCCACUAAAUUCUCUUUCAAGAAAGGACUUGAGUAUGAGGAUGUUGAUAAAGAGAUGGUUGAGAGGAGGACAGUAAGGUUAGAAGUGUGUAUAAAACAGAGAUUCACGGGGAAGAGUUACAUGGUGGCCAGUCUGGAGUUGCCGCUGAAGGUUGCGGUCAAGAAACUCCUGAAGGAGAAGUUUCCUCUGAGGGUGCACAUCAAUCCCAGCAUGCCUCACAGCCUGCAGGCGUACACGCUACAGGACCUUGUUGUCAGUAAUCCGAGUGUCGUGACCGUCAGUAACCCCGAUCUCAGGUCAGCGUCGCUGACAAGGUUACUCGCAGACGACCCCACUCCAAGGGCACACAGUGAUGGCGACCUCCAACAGGUCAGCAGUCAAAGGUCAGGGAAUGUGCCCUCUAUAGUGAUCAACAUUCCGCAGGAGGAUUCGGAUACGUCGGACGCUCUGAGGCAAAUCAGAGUCAUGGAGCACACGGAUCGGGUUUCACACAUAAGCAGGAGUGAGUCCGACCUCCAGUUUACCGCCAACAUUCCGUCCGAUCAGGAUAUGUUGAGACAAGUUCUGAUUGGUAGAACAGCCAUGGCGAAAAGCUCGCCAAACAUUUCAUUAAACAUGGCCGAACCAGAGGAAGGAUUUGAGGUUGUUGAUGUACAAAUGCCAGGCUCGGUUACAGAGAGCAAAGUUGACAUCCCAAAGCCUAGCUCAAAAAGUAAACACCUGACAAGUAAAGGAAGAAAACAGGAGGAAAAGAAGUUGUCAAAAAGAAAAAGUGAAGUGGGGCCAGUGAUUUGUAUGGAAAGUCCAGUUUCAUCUACAAUUGUAGAAGUAGAGGAGAUACCAGAGGAAAAAGACUCGCCAAGGCACAGAAGUAGGCCAACAUCACCAAGACAGAAAGAAGAAACAGAUAAGGGCAGACGGCACAGAGAGGAAAAGAUUUCCAUUCCCCUUCCAGACAUUAUGAACAAGGGAGUGGAUUCUAAAGUAGAGAAAAGGGUUUCCAAAACUAAAGGAGGGAUUGAAGAUGAUUUAGAUGUUGACAAAAAGUCUAAGAAGAAAGUGCCAUUCUUAAAGAAGAAGGUGAGAGAGAAAAGACUUGAAGGGAUGGUGCUGGAGAACAGGCAGGCAGAUGAUCAGGGAGCUGGAGAGUCAGAAAUACAGGAAACAUCUUUUGUCUCACAGCGUGACAAAAGUCCUCGACCUGGCCACGCCGUCCGCCAGGGCGACGGAGAGAACAAAAGAACGACUAAAAUGGAUGAGAGGAAGAGAAGAGAACAGUUAGAACGAGUCAGGCCAAAGUCUCCCUUUGAGAAGGCUGGCGAACUCCUACCCACCAUCAAAACAAAGUCGAAGAGAAACAGGAGGGAAGCAGAGAGGUACAUCAUGAGUGAUGAAGAGGAUGACCUUUCACCUCCUGACCCCUCAGCAAUACCGGUCAAAGGUUGGAUGGGGGCAGAAAUCAAGACUGUCGAGCCAAGGGUCAAGAAGGGUCCCAGGUCAAAAUCAAGAGAGAGGGUGUUAGAUGGAUCCAAAAAGGAUGUCAUACAGGACACACCAAAAGGUGCCCUAAGACAAAAUCUUGUAGACCAGUACCGCUCACAAAUGAAGCACCUGGCAACACCUGAGUACAGAUUACAGCUGUUCCAGAGGACAGGGAACCAGCCGCAUCCAGCUACACCUGGCGUCCUUCAGCUGCAAGAGACUGACCUUAGCAUGUCCACUAUUGAGCAAAUGGACCCCUUCUUUGUGCCUGAAAGUCCCACCCAAUCACCGCUUGCCUUACAAACUCCGCACCCAAUGGACCAAUCAGGUGCCUUGUUGCAUUCGAAAAGGGACCAAUCACCAGCCAAGUUGAGAUCUUCUAGAAAACCAGAGAAGUCAGGGACAGAGAUGAAAUACUUCCCAGGUAAACAAUGUAAGGAGAAAAAACAGUUUUUCCAAGACUUUGACCUGGAAACAAGCGAGGUUUAG